This is a messenger RNA of Monascus purpureus, 441 nucleotides long. The record is from the annotation of a GenBank genome assembly. NCBI's taxonomy places the organism in Eukaryota, Fungi, Ascomycota, Eurotiomycetes, Eurotiales, Aspergillaceae.
AUGGUAAUUGGAAGUAGGGAUUUCGAUGUCGAAGGCGAGUUGCCAUCGUUAUCUCACAGCUUGAAUUGGCGCAAGGAGCCAAUUGUGUUCUAUUCUCGUCCUUUCUCUUCUUUGUCUUUCAGGCCAUUUUGUCGCUUCUCAUCUAAACUCUUUUUGAAUUCUUUAGGAUUGAUAUACCCCUUCUCUGCUAUUUCCUAUGAUUGCCAUGCUGUUUGUCAAGACAGUCUUGUGAUAUAUACAGACUGUUCUUUAUUAUUAGUACUGAUUGGUUUUUGUUUCUCCUUGAAUUAUUUCUCCCUGGGCUGGACGAAAGCAAUCUGCUCCCCAGUGGUUUUCUCUUUCUCAUUCUACCAGCAUUCCACCCGUAGCAUGUGGGGUAGUACGUUAGCAAAGCUCCUCUUUCACCUUUGGGGUUCUGUGGGUUUCUGCCCUGUGGAAUAG